Molecule: messenger RNA, 360 nt
Organism: Cooperia oncophora
Lineage: Eukaryota; Metazoa; Nematoda; Chromadorea; Rhabditida; Trichostrongylidae
Source: the annotation of a GenBank genome assembly
AUGUCGCAACAUAAGAAGCAGGAUGUGUCAAGUAAGAAGCUGAAUCUAUUUUCUGUACAAAACAUCCAUCCGGAUGCAUUACCUCAUUUUCGGGCUGAGAUAUUAUCAAAGCGUUACCGAUGGCAUAAAGAAACGGAAUCAAUGAUUCUAGCACGAUUACCGUUCGAAGAACAGAUCAAAAGGCCCUACUUCCACGUGAAACCUCUAGAGGCAGAGCAACUGAAAAACUGGCGCUUGUACCUAGAUUUCGAGAUAACUGAAGGAGACGAGACGCGUAUAACUGUUCUUUUUGAGCGGUGCUUGAUAGCUUGUGCAUUGUACGACCAGUUUUGGACAAAGGUUUGUUCUUGUACAUCUUGA